Molecule: messenger RNA, 1073 nt
Organism: Annulohypoxylon truncatum
Lineage: Eukaryota; Fungi; Ascomycota; Sordariomycetes; Xylariales; Hypoxylaceae
Exons: 3
Coding region: 243-935 (230 amino acids)
Source: RefSeq, a predicted model, not a curated record
UCAAUACUUUCCAUUUGACCAUAAAUGCCUUGCCUUCCCGGCCUAUCUAUCUCGGUUUAUUUCUGCUUCUUCACACAUCCACAUUAAUCCCAAUCGCCAACCCUUCCUUUUUUGGUUGUUUCUUGUUCGAAGAGCUGUGCUCAUAUCUACCUUCUUUACUGUAUUACUUCGUCACACUUGACAAACUUACUUUCGACCACUCUUUAUUUUCUGUUAAGUGUCUGGAUAUACACUCUUUCAACAUGAAGAACUUCGGAGCUAUCUUGAUCACCCUGGCCGCCGCUGCCUCUUUCGGAGCCGCGCUACCCACUCAGCCGGGCUCGGGUGUUAUCGAAGCCCGCAACAACGCUCACGGCUUUGCUCUCGACGUCAGAUUCCCCAAGCACAAGAACAAGGGCGCUAAGGCCGCCGCCGCUGCCGCUGCUGCCAACAACGCAACUGCCGCUGCAGUCGACUCCAACGCUGCCGCUGCCAACGGAACUGCCGCCGCUGGACAAGACGCCGCCGCAGGCGAUGGCAAGAAGGGCAAGAAGGCCAAGGCUGCUGCCGCCAAGGCCGCUGCUGCCCAGGACGCCGCUGCCGCCCAGGCUAGCGGUGCUGCUUCUCAGGAUGCCGCCGCUGCUCAACAAAGUGCCGCUGCUUCUGCAGACCAGGGUGCCGCCGCCUCCGCUGACCAAGGUGCUGCUGCUCAACAGGGUGCUACGGCUCAAGGCGCGGAUCAACAGGGCGGUAACGCACUCACCGACCUCGUCGGUGGCCUCCUCGGCGGUGGUGCUAACGGCGCAGACCCUCUCGCAAGCCUUCUCGGUGGAGCCGCGGGUGGCAACGCUGCUGGCGCCCAAGGUGCCGGUGCCGCACAAGGCGCUGCAGCUCAGCAAGGCGCCGCCGGUCAGCAGGGUGGUCUAGCUGGUCUCCUCUCCGGCAUCCUCAAAUAAGCGUCUCCUCCCAAUGCUACUUAAUCCGAUAAUGACCGGGGGGGUUUGGUCGCCAAUGUAAAUAAUAGGGGCAAAUUAGACGGUGGAUAUUUUAAUGUGUCUUCCCCCCCGCAGCUUCCGCACAGCAAACGCGGCACA